Molecule: messenger RNA, 2552 nt
Organism: Salmo salar (Atlantic salmon)
Lineage: Eukaryota; Metazoa; Chordata; Actinopteri; Salmoniformes; Salmonidae
Source: RefSeq, a predicted model, not a curated record
ACAGAAGAAGAAGCGAAUUAACCAACAACAACAACAAUGACGCAUGGUGUUAGGAGAUGUAAAAAAAGAUAUACUUUAUACCGUCAACGGGAGAGAUAAUUAACGAAACAAAAGGAGGCAACGGAAAAACAACUUUUUUACUAUCAUUUUUUCCCCAUACACAUGAUUUUGCUCUUCAUCUGUGAAUACGGAUAGUAGGAGCAACAUUUCGCAAUCUAUUUUGCAUGCAGUUGAGCGCGCAAACUGGACUAUAAUAUUUUUCCUCGGUUAACCUGUGAACACGACUGUUAUAUCAUUUAUUGAAGCUUUUUAUUUUAACUGUAUCAGGCGUACAUUUUGAAGGUGUUUUAUGAAACCUUUAUUUUUGACUGCUACGGUUUACCCCUGUGCUCACAGCAAGAUGUGUUGAGCUCUUUACUAUAGCUGUGUCGUCGGGGAUUGUAGACUGCAUAGACAUUUGCGCUACAUUCGAGUGAAACCAACUGGGAAAUACCAAUAAACACGGAAUACAAUGACUAUGUCUGUCCCGGAGAGCAAUUCAGGGUCCGAGGGGAAGGAGGAGGAGAGUGAAGAUGAGAGUGAAAUCCUGGAGGAAAGCCCAUGCGGUCGCUGGCAAAAGCGAAAAGAGCAGAUCAGUCAAGGUAAUGUCCCAGGUGUUGAGAGUGCUUCACUGGCCAUGGACACAGAGGAGGGAGUGGAGGUGGUGUGGAAUGAGGUGCUCUUCAAUGACAGGAAGGUCUUCAAGGCACAGGAGGAAAAGAUAAAGGAGAUGUUUGAGAACCUGAUGCAGGUUGAGCACCCAAAUAUAGUCAAGUUCCAUAAGUACUGGCUGGACAUGAGAGAGAGUCAAGCUCGGGUCAUCUUUAUCACAGAGUACAUGUCCUCAGGAAGCCUAAAGCAGUUUCUCAAGAAAACCAAGAAAAACCACAAGACCAUGAAUGUCAAGGCUUGGAAGAGAUGGUGUACCCAAAUUCUCUCUGCCCUCAGUUACCUGCACUCCUGUGAGCCGCCCAUCAUCCAUGGCAACCUGACCUGUGACACCAUCUUCAUCCAACACAACGGCCUCAUCAAGAUUGGCUCAGUAUGGCACCGGUUGUUUGUGAAUGCUGUCUGUCUUGUCCUCCCAGUGUUUCCGGAGGCCAGUGUUCAUGGUAAAGUCCGUGCACACCGAGACGAGCAGAGGAACCUGCACUUCUUCUCUCCUGAAUACGGCUCGGCUGAGGAUGACUAUGCCAUUGACAUCUUCUCCUUUGGGAUUUGUGCUCUAGAGAUGGCUGUCCUGGAAAUCCAGGCUAAUGGGGAUGCUGUUGUGUCCAAGGAGGCCAUCACCAACGCAGGCCAGUCUUUGGAGGAUCCCCUCAUGAGAGAGUUCACCCAGUCAUGUGUACGUCAUGAAGCCAAGCAGCGGCCCACAGCCCACGACCUGCUAUUCCACCGCGUGCUGUUUGAGGUCCACUCCCUCAAGCUUCUGGCUGCCCACUGCCUCAUCAGCAACCAGUACCUGCUCCCAGAGAACUGUGUGGAGGAGAAGACCAAGUCCUUUGAUCCCAACGGUCUCAUGGCGGAGAUAAAACAUGGCGACCGGCCUGGUGUGCAGCUCAAGUACUCCCAUGUGUCCCCUUUGGAGCUGGACAAGUUCCUGGAGGACGUCAAGAAUGGGAUAUACCCCCUCAUGAACUUUGCGUUAUCGCGGCCCCACCCUGUCCCCCGUGCCCUCUCCCUGUCCCAUGAACAGGUGGAGUCGGUAAAGACCCCCACCCCUGAGCCCCAAGAGACAGAGAGCAGAAAGGUGAUUCAGAUGCACUGUAACUUGGAGUCAAAUGAAGAAGGGACCAAAACUCAUCUCUCUCUGUUUCUUAAGAUGGAUGACAAGCUCCAUCGACAACUCAGCUGUGACAUCCUUCCAAAUGACAGCUCCAAAGACCUUGCCAAUGAACUUGUUCACUACGCUUUCAUAAGUGAGGAGGACUGUGAGAAGCUGGCAGGGUUCCUUGAGGAUGCACUCACCAGACACAAGGGCAAAGCCUCUGGAACCACACAGUGAGAAGGGUCCGUUAUGAAAACUGGCUCACAGAGAGGGGCCUCAUGCAUUGACCACUCAAAGAGAAAGGGGCCAGAAGGCAGGAUCCCUCAGCCAGGAUCAGAGGGGUCGUGUCCAGUGAGGGUUUGAGGGAUUGUGCCUGGUGAUUGGUGGAUCAUCCCAUAGAGGGCUAGGAUAGGCCAGGAUUGAGAGGGGCAGGAAGCAUCUCUGGUUGGAGGACCCAUAGACAUCAUGGCUACAGUGCAUUCGGAAAGUAUUUAUUUUUUUACGUUACAGCCUUAUUCUAAAAUGGAUUAAAAAAAAACAAUUUCCUCAUCAACCUACACACAAUACCCCAUAAUGACAAAGUGAAAACAGGUUUAAAGAAAUAUUUGCAUAAAAAAUAUUUCUUUGUAUUAAAAAUAAAAAAACAGAUACCUUAUUUACGUAAGUAUUCAGACCCUUUGCUAUGAGACUCGAAAUUGAGCUCCGGUGCAUCCUGUUCCCAUUUAUCAUCCUUGAGAUGUUUCUA